Messenger RNA from Colletotrichum phormii, 1041 nucleotides. RefSeq lists its product as uncharacterized. NCBI's taxonomy places the organism in Eukaryota, Fungi, Ascomycota, Sordariomycetes, Glomerellales, Glomerellaceae. Bases 376 to 924 code for a protein of 182 amino acids. The transcript has a single exon. The record is from RefSeq and is a predicted model, not a curated record.
UCUCUGGCAAUGGCAAGGUAUCUCAUCAGGGUGGCGGUACCAGUACCGCCUCGACGGCUACGCUCACAGACGGUACCAGCAUCUACACCCCCAGCCUCACCCACAACAGUACAUUGUCUGAUCUUGCUGUGAGACCGUCGGCACCGGAGCCCACGGUCUUAUUGCGCGAAAUCCAACAGGCUGCCGAUGACAUGUCACAGCUCGUUGGGCGAUUUGGAUUCAAGAUGGCAAAAACGCUCACGACUUCUUCUAUCAAAAAGGCGCUUUUCGCGGACAAGACAUUGCUUCGACUACCGUGCCUAAUGCUCGACUUCGGCACCGCUUCUGUGGUGGCUCUGGAACGAGCUACUCGACUACCUGCCGCCGAUAGGCGAAAUGCGGAAUUGCAGACUCGACUUCAACCCCGCCUUGAGGGCUGACAUAGCCCUGCCCUAUGCGAUCACCAUCGACAUUUCAAGCAAACACAACAAAGACAACAUCGAGCUUACUGCGUCGUAUGGUGGGCUAUUCGAUGAGCGGCGUAUCUUCGAUGCAUCUAUCACCCGGUUUGACUUCCCCAAGGCGGAAAAGUACGGCAAGCUGACCAUGGCUACCCUGGACAUCGACCAAAACCCGUACGAAGGAAACGGCUGCAUCGCCCACAUAUUUGGAUACCUCGUGCCUCGUCUGGAGAGCAAAUGGCGGCACGCCAUGGAGGCUUUUCCCUCAGAGAAAGAGGAGGACCUUAUCAUCGCUCUAGCUAAGACUUACAAAGCGGGAGACGACCGCUUCCCCAUGUCGGAGAACCAGCAACGGCAGUUCCAGAACCUGCUACAGCGCUUCCCGACCGACGCCAGGGAAUACGUAGCCAAGAAAGGGCUCGUAGGAAUGGAGAAGGGACCGUACAGCCAGUCUGCAUUUCAAGCCCCAGGUCCGAAGGACUAGAAUGUAGACGAGUGUUUAUCUACUAGUAUUUGAUCAGCGCCAUCGAUCUCAUGUUGCAUUCGGGCUUUUCCCCCUUCCCAAAUAACCUAAGUAGAUAGGAAACCCCGAAUACGUACG